AUGGGCCGCAACAGUGGUGGUAGCCAAGAAAACAAGCUGCGGGGUUACAAGGCAGCAACCCACAACCCCCGCGUCUCGGAACAAGCCCGGGCCCACGCCCAGCAAGAAGCCGACAAGAUGUCCAACUACGGGAGCGACGAGGAGCGUCACGAGGAGAAUGUCAAGCGUGGACUGAAAGCUGCCAUGCAUAACCCUCGUGUCAGUGAGGGGGGGUCGUCGCGGUGCCAAGGAUAA
Penicillium subrubescens is the source of this 234-nucleotide messenger RNA. RefSeq names its product Con-6 family protein. The coding region runs from base 1 to 234 and encodes 77 amino acids. The record is from RefSeq and is a predicted model, not a curated record. The transcript has 3 exons. Lineage: Eukaryota; Fungi; Ascomycota; Eurotiomycetes; Eurotiales; Aspergillaceae. Gene Ontology annotation, cellular component: cytoplasm.